ACUGACUUGGGACAUCUCUUCUCAAAUACGUGGGACUCAUCCCCACCUUGCCACCUAAAAGGCAACCCAAUUUGACCAAUUGGAUCAAACCGGGUUGUCAAUGGUGAAGCCCUUAAACAACCCAUUGAACGAAAAAAAGGAAAAAUAUUAAUUAAAAAAAUGCAUUACUGGGUUCGGGCUUCUUCUUCUGAUUUCUCCGGAACUCUUCCCCAGCCUCGCAGCGGUCACACCGCUGUUCCUAUUGGAAAGUCCAAGGUUGUCGUUUUUGGUGGUCUUCUCGACAAGAAAUUCAUUAGUGACAUCGCUGUUUAUGACAUUGAGAACAAAAUAUGGUUUCAACCAGAGUGUACUGGAAAUGGGUCAGAUGGACAAGUUGGUCCCAGCCCACGAGCAUUUCACGUUGCUGUUGCAAUUGAUUGUCAUAUGUUCAUCUUUGGUGGGCGUUUUGGUAGCAGAAGGUUAGGCGACUUUUGGGUCCUAGACACCGAUAUAUGGCAAUGGUCAGAGUUAACAAGUUUUGGUGACUUGCCUUCACCACGGGAUUUCUCUGCUGCUUCAGCUAUUGGAAAUCAGAAAAUUGUUAUGUAUGGUGGUUGGGAUGGUAAAAAGUGGUUGUCAGAUGUAUAUGUCUUGGACACAAUAUCACUAGAGUGGAUGGAGCUGUCAGUUACUGGAUCACUACCACCACCUCGAUGUGGCCACACAGCUACUAUGGUUGAGAAGCGGUUGCUUGUCUACGGUGGUAGAGGUGGUGGUGGGCCAAUCAUGAGUGACUUAUGGGCUUUGAAGGGUCUUAUUGAAGAAGAGAAUGAAACACCUGGAUGGACCCAAUUGAAGCUUCCAGGUCAAGCACCUUCUCCCCGUUGUGGGCAUACUGUCACAUCUGGAGGGCACUAUCUCUUGUUAUUUGGAGGACAUGGAACUGGUGGUUGGUUGAGUCGUUAUGAUAUUUAUUACAAUGAUUGCAUUGUUUUGGACAGAUUGUCUGCACAGUGGAAGCGCUUACCUAUUGGAAAUGAACCCCCUGCUGCUCGAGCAUACCAUUCUCUGUCUCAUAUAGGUUCUCGCUAUCUGUUAUUUGGCGGCUUUGAUGGCAAAUUAACAUAUGGGGAUAUAUGGUGGUUGGUUCCUGAAGAGGACCCAAUUGCAAAGUGGUUCAUUGAGCCCCCACCAAAAAAUCUCCCUCACAAGGGCAUGGCAGUGGCAAAUGAUAAUAUCCAAUCUGCUUUCAAGGAAAGCCAAAGAGAAGAUGAUGCCAUUACUGAAUUGCAAAGAAGGCUGGGAGUUUCAGUUUCACUCUCUGGUCCUGGGCUUCAGAUAAUAGAUGAGUCAGAUGACAAAGAAUUCAUUGAACUAGGAUCGAAGUUGAUUGGAGAAAAAGUUUCUAAUAAUGAACAGGGUUUGGUUAGUCAGACAAUUGAGGUGCUCCGUGGUCACUGGCGGAACUCUACACCAAGUUCAAUACCACUGAAGGAGCUUGGACCUUUGCUUCGUGAUUACCAACGGCUGGUUACUCGUCAUCACCUAGCAAAUAAUGGAUCUGAUUUUCAGCACAUUGAGUCAUGGUUAUCAGGAAAGGAAGCUCACAAGUUUUACCAUUUGAACAAUGUUUCUCAGCUACGAAUGGAUGAUAUUCCGAAACUGCUAGCAGAAUACAAAAAGCUUCUACCCGAGUAGAACACCUUUGGCCAAAAAUCAAGAUCAGAACAACACCCUUUUUGAUUUUGAGAAAUGAAGUAAAAGGUUUCUAUGAGGCUUUUCUCUAUCCUCACGAUAAAAGUUUGUCAGGGUUUGCUCUCUGCCAGUUACUGGCUUUAAGCAUUAUCAGUUUGUUGUGCAAAUUUAGUUCAAAUGAUAUGCUCAUCCAUGUGAAGACCUGAGAAACCUUUAUGUGUGUUUCUUACCAUUAUAGACCAUGCUUGCUGGUUUGGUGGUAAGCUGUUAAGUAUGUUAUGGCAUACAGUAUUGUGUCAUUUAUGAACCUAUUACAGCUCAAGUGUGUUACAGCAUACAGUAUUGUGUCAUUUAUGAACCUAUUACAGCUAUAAAUUUGUGUAAGAAUGAGUUGUGCUUGAAUUCUUGUGAAGAAUGCACUUUUCCUUUUUUUUGUUUU
This is a messenger RNA of Theobroma cacao (cacao), 2113 nucleotides long. RefSeq names its product Galactose oxidase/kelch repeat superfamily protein. The record is from RefSeq and is a predicted model, not a curated record. Gene Ontology annotation, molecular function: protein binding. NCBI's taxonomy places the organism in Eukaryota, Viridiplantae, Streptophyta, Magnoliopsida, Malvales, Malvaceae.